ACCAAGCCUAUUGUCAGAGCGUCCAAUGAACAGCUGACAUCACGGCCUGUGCUAGGAGGGAAGAGGACCGCUGCACGAGAGGUGUUUGCAAGCUGGACUGAGUUAACAACAUCGAGGAACAGCAAAACAACAAUAACAAAAUGCAUCUCAACAUUGUAAGAUUCUUUUUGGUUGUACUUGGUGUCUUUGGAUGGUCCAUGACACUUACAUCUGCCACCCAAGUGGGUCUGAGUGAAAAAGUCCUGGUCUUCCCCUAUGAGACUGACUUCAGCUUUGUGGCCCUUAUCCCUCAGAAGGAGAUGGGGCUUAAGGCCUUUACUCUCUGCAUGCGGGUGGCCACUGAGCUUCCUGAAGAACGCCAGAUCAUCCUGUUCGCCUACCGCACGCCUGACUAUGAUGAGCUCAACGUGUGGCGUGAGAACGACGGCCGGGUCUCCUUCUACUUGAGCGGUGACGGCUGCUUCUUCCACCUGCCUCCCAUCACCACUUUCCGCACCAGCCUCUGCCUCACCUGGGAGUCUCGCACUGGCCUCUCUGCAUUCUGGGUCGAAGGAAAACGCAGCACCUACCAGGUGUACAAACCGGGGCACACCAUCCGUCCGAAGGGCACCAUCCUCCUGGGACAGGACCCGGACAAACACCUUGGAGGAUUGGAGGCCGUGCAGAGCUUUGUAGGCGAGUUGACGGAUCUGAAUAUGUGGGACUACGUGCUCUCCAGGAGCAUGAUUCAGGCCUGGCACUACGGCCACAAGGUCCCUAAGGGCAACAUCUUUGACUGGGCCACCAUGGAGUACGAGAUGAGCGGGAAUGUGAUGGUGGUGGAUGAUGACUGACUGGAGCUGGAGUCGAAUGGGAAAAGGGAUGAUGCUUUAGAGAUCUGUGUUGGACUGAUACUAAUAUGUAUGAUGGUUCUGCUCAGAUUUGGUGUUGCUUUAUGUUAGGGUCCACAAAUGUAUUUAAUGACAUGUUAAAAACAUCUUGAUGAUUACAUAAGAGUAAGAUGCACAGGCAACACAUAACUCAGUUGUUUAGAUUUUCAUUUCUAAUUUUUUUUCUUACCAAAAAGCUUUAUAUUUUGAUUUUGGUGAGACAGACAGAUACUGGUGCUCAGCAGAAAGUAUCCAGAGGGUGGCACUGUGUGACUGGUUCACAUUAAACAGACACUGGAGUCAAAUGGAGCAGUAACAUGCUCAUGUCCAAUACAUGAUUUGUUGUAACU
Messenger RNA from Notolabrus celidotus (New Zealand spotty), 1219 nucleotides. It is a transcript of the gene crp1, whose product is annotated as C-reactive protein 1. The transcript has 3 exons. Lineage: Eukaryota; Metazoa; Chordata; Actinopteri; Labriformes; Labridae. Bases 141 to 833 code for a protein of 230 amino acids. The record is from RefSeq and is a predicted model, not a curated record.